UCUCGAGCACAUCCAUUCGUCCCCUCACCAAAGUACGGUGAAGGGAAUCAAAUCACCCAGGGUCGCUCCCAGCUCAGAGUUUGGGGAACUGGGACGCACACCGAUGAGCAUCCAGGUCCAAGGCCGGGUCCUGCCUGGAUGCUGGACACCGAUCCCCCUUGAGCUCUGCUGGUGUGGCGUUCAGACCGCAGACCCCAGAGCGGGCUGACGUGCUUGCCGAGGCCCGCGUGUCACCAGCUCCCCGGUUCCCUCGCGCUUUCCAGGCGCUCGUGGCCCAACCGUCACUCGAGCAGCGGAUGCUUGGAUUUGGCCACCUCCGCCGAGGUCUGAAACAUCAGAAGUUGAAACGGGGCGAGAAGUCACCUCCCGCCCGUGCCUCUCAGCAUGGGCAGCUACCUGGGCAAAGCGGGAUCCUCGCCGCGGUCCCCAGCUCAGGGACGCGCAGACGCACGGGAGAAGCCUGCGACCCACCGACCCGCUAGGCCCCUCUACCAGGUCCACCGUGUGCAGCAUGUCCACCGCGCCCAGCCCGCCCGGAGACACAGGCCGGCUCGGAGGCCGCCCAACUGGGAUCCUGCCAACCCUGCGGCUUUCGUCAGUGAGGCCUGGAGGCGCUUCCCCAUGAAGAGACCACAGAAUCCCAUCAUGGGCUCUCUUCCUUCAGACUGGUGGGAAAGUUACCUGAAGCGUAAUAUUUGGUCCCUUCGUCACCCUCGGGCCACAUGGAGUCCGGUGACAGUCAAGAUCUCGCCUCCAGAGCGGAGACCACGGCCUUUGUUCCCAGCCUCAAGAGUGGUGAACUCCGCGGGACCUUCCGAGGAGCCACCAGGCCCCUGUGGGAAGGACCCGGUGCUGAGGGCCCUCCUCGAGUGCAGGAAGGGCAGAGUCAGGUGGGAAGAGCCACUGUUCCCUGACAGCUCCGACAGUCAAAGGAAUUCGGCCACCGUUUGGUCUGCCUUUAGGCCCCUGUUGAAAAGUGGAGCCACUGUUUCGUUUGUGGCCAGGCCUGGGUCUCUGAAAAGGAGCCUCCAUGCCCAGAGCUCAGAUCAUAUAUGUAAGAGGUCCAGUUGCUCCUCCGUGGCCCUCUUGGCCAGCAUACACACCCGAGGCCCCCCCAGCACGAAAAGAAAUGCUAUUACCAGCUCUUACAGUUCUUCUAGAGAUCUCUCAGAAUCUUGGAAGAGACAUUUUUCCAGGACAACAGUCCAGACUCCAGAAUGGCCAUUGAAAACGACAGGAAAGAGUCCUAAUUCUCACCUCUUAGUGACACCCAGCAGCUCUGGACAGCUAAAUGAAAAGAUUCCUCUACUGCAAUCUAGUCCUAGGGACCUGCUGACUCUACCUUACCAGCAAGGUCCUGUUGUCACGGAAGAGGACCCACCAUUAGAGGGGCAAGCUGUGCAGAGCAACCAAACCACAGAAGCUACAACUGGGGCAGCUAUAGACCCUGUUUCAGAGAUCAGGGCUGGUAUUCAGCCUUCCUUGUCUCUCAGUCGGUCUUCUUCUGAAACAGUACUUAGUACCCACGAGAACCCUCAGCUGGAAAACUUAAAGAAUAUGCCUGACUCACGUGGGUGCUCACAGUUAGAGCACAUUCAAGGCAUCUCUUCAGACUCAAAGCCCUCAGUUGCUUCCAUCCAGGCGUCUCCAAGCUCUCCCACCACACCAGUCACUGAUUCUACCUGGCCAUCUUCAAUCCCUCAGGCUCACAGGUCUGCUGUGCCCCCACACUCAUCUGUCAUUAUCCCCUCAGCACCUACCACACAAAGCGCUUUGGUUGGGGUGGUGAGUAACCCAAUUCUCCAUCUUCCUGCAUCUGCCCUUCCUAUGGAGACUUCUCCUCACUUGGCAUUAAGACCUGUUUGGGGGCCUGUGCACAGUACUGAGGUUAGAACUGCCUCCUCAUACUCCAGAAUUUCUGUCAUGGCUAAGGCAUCUUCAAGCUCUUCUCUCUCCACAACUCCAGGUAUCUUAAGGCCCACCUUCAAGCCCAUCUUUGGCAGUAUAGAACCGCUUAAAUCUAUGUCCGAGACAGUUCCUGUGUCUGCCAGUCAGCCCUCACCUUCACUGAGUUCUGAUUCUACCCAUCUUUUCCACAGCCUAGUUAGCACAGCCCCCUGUGUGGUGACAUCUGCCAUUCCAGCCAGCACAUCCAAAGACCCUGGUGUGGAUUUGAACAUAGUGACCAGCACCAUGGGCACCUCUCGCUCUGUCCCUUCUUGCGAGACUUUCCUGCUUGGAGCUUCCCAGGACUUUCCUUCAGCCACUGAUUUGAUUUUCCCUUCCCAAGAGCCCACGAUUCCCUCUGUACACACGGUCACUAUCUUUAGCCAGGUUCUUACUAGUGCCAUCAAGAUAUCCCCUCUUAGAAGCACUGAUAAACGGAAGGGGGUGAGCAGCCCUCUGGCAACUUUGGGCUUAUCAUCCACAAACCAGCCUCCAGUGACCUCAAGCGUCUCCAAUGUGACUUCAGCACUCACAGCAUCUUUGGGGUCAAGCCCAAAGCGACUUUUUCCACCAUCCCAAAGAAAUACUUCUCAACCUUCACCAGGGGCCAUAGAUGGGCUAAAGCAAUCUUCUCUCCAACUAGCCCCUGCCCAAAGCUUCAGUACCUCUUUCCUUUCAGAGAACUCAGGUGUGUCCCCAGCCCAGAUGUUACCACCUGCUCAACUGGUCUUUAGCAAGACCACACAGCCAGCUUGUGGGGGGCUAACAUCUUCAGCUCCCAUCAUCCACACUCCUGCCACCAGCCAGCCAGGCUGUGGCAACACUCUGGCUGGGUUUCCAUUCAGCAAAGCUAGUUCUACUGCCCUUAGGGUUGUCAGGCAGAACCAUCAGAGUGGGACCUAUAGUUCAGCAUUUGGCAGCACAGCCCCGAGACCUUUUGCAUUUGGAGGAUUAGUGACCCCUAUGGAUUGUGGGGAGCCUGAGGUCAUUGUAGCUGCCCCACAAAGGAACAUUUCUGGAGCAAGACAGAAUGUGACCCCAAGCACCCUAGCUCCCUUUGUGCAAUGCUGGAACCAGAGCAUGCAGGGCCCCCCUAACCAGAUCACACCUUUGGCUGGCAUUCCUGCAAGAAAGACCAUGGCUGGGGCUCCCUCCCUUGUCCCCUUUGCUCAGAGUACCCCUGUACCUGGAGCAAUUAAGGCAGGUAGCAGUCUUGGCUCUGGGAUGUCCUCUCCAACUGUGCAGGGUUCUGUGGGGAGAGAUCUGUUCAGAUCACUGGAACCUUCCUUCUGUAUUGGUACAAAAUCAAAGACCCUUAGGAACCGGGAGCCAGGGCGCUCCCGAAAGCAUCACACUUACAAGAAGUAGCCACUCUCUCUGUCACACUGCAACAAAGAGCCUCGCUCUCUUCCAACUCUCUCUCUGUAACAAACAUGUCCAAGACCCAAAGUGAAAGCUGUAGGUGUUCCCUCUGUGUGUCAUAAUCUAAGUCUUCCAAGAAGGCAGACCACCAAUGUGUCAUCAAGCGCUGGCAGAGAAUGGGGCUGCACAAGACUAAAACCACAGGAGCAGAGUAGAAACUUUGACUUCCUUUCCACCCACUCCUCUCUGUGAGCUCCACAGGGGCUCAGCCUCCCAUUUGAAUAAUGGCCAUGGCAGAAAGAUAACAAGCAUCUUUUUUUUUUGGGGGGGGGGGGGAUAGAUAGGUUGAUUCUACAUCUUAGCCUCUCUGUAUUGGGCUCUAAGAAGUGCUUGCCUACCUUUAACCUUACAGAGACACCAAGUUCUCAGUUCUCAGUGCUUGUUCCUCCGGGGCUUCCUGGGAGUGUUUGGGUGUGAUCUGAUCUGUCUCCAUUCUAUUCUUGAGGAUCAAGGCUAUCUCUGAGGAUUUCCCUCUUUGCUCCACCUUCUCUAUAAAGUUGCUCCAAUCUUUUCCCAAAAAGGUAGUGGCUUAGUCCCAUCCUUCUUUAGGUCAAUUUAAUGUACAAGACUAACUAAUGAAGAUUCAGCCUGUCAGAUCUGAAAGAAAGGUCAUCCCUCAGUACAGGAAGGGAAGGCUCUUGGCGAGUUCCCUCCAGGAUCAAAGCAGGCCCAUCCCUCUUUUCUAUCCACUAGUUUCUCCACUUGCUGCCCUCCACUUGGCCUUCACGGGAGACUUCAUCUUCUCACUCUUGGUUUCUGGUGUAUGUGGUUGUUGGGUUUGGAGGAAGAAUGAUCUGUAGGAGUGGUGUGAAGUUGGCAAAGCAAAACUUCAAUUGCAUAAAAGUCCACCUGCAGCUUGACUGAUGGGACUGACUAGCACUGCUUCAGGUUGCAAGGCUGACUCACUCUAGGUGCACAGCUGCAGUGUGACCUUAAAGGAUGGAUUAUCAGGGAGCCGAAAGGCAGGGGAGAAAGAUGGCCAGGAUGCUGAAACCUUCUUUCUUGUUUUCUACACCAUAAACCAUACUAGGAACUGCAAAUGCCCAAGUUGAGAAAACAAAACUUACAUUUCAUUUUUACUUUCUUUUUAUUGGUGCUUCAUCAAAUCAACCCUUUCAAUAUUCACAUCUUUCUCCUAGAGGAUCAGCAGGGCAUGAAACCCUUAGGCCAAGCAACAAAGCAUGGAAAGGUGAAAACACCAGGCAUCUAAGCUGACUCCAGCUCUCAGGCCAGUAGGAAGUGCAUGUGUAAGCUGGAUAUCUUCCUUGGCACUUCUUAGCACCUCCACACACGAAGGCAUACAUGCUUCUUUGGGUACAUUUAUUACAUAUUUUUUUAUUUUAUUUUAUUUUAUUUUAUGGGUACCUUGAAGAAAAUCUAAUUGAAAAAGUAAUCGGCCUUAAAUUGAAUGAUGAAAUAAAAAUAUAUUGUUGGAAAAAAAAGUCUAUGAUACAGGAAUUACUGUCAAGCUCAUAUAGGUAACAGAGCAGAAAAAAAAUAUUAACAAAUAUGCCUGAAGCCACUUAGAAAAGACUAGAUUUGAACUCUAGUGAUUGCAGAUGUGACUAUUUCUCACUCUCUAAUCACCAAAGUUAGAACUGCCUGACUCCAAAUAUCUAUGGUAGUUGGCAUUCAUCUGUCUGUUUGUUUAUUUGUGUCUAUGUGAGCUAUUGGAGCUUGAAUCUAGGACCUCACAAACGCAAGUACUUGACCAUUUAGUUACAUUCUUAGUCCUGUUUCAACUUUAAGGGGUUUCCAUAUUAUGGCUGCAUAAUGUGUGCACUGCCACAUGUGUCGGUGUCACACGAUCAAGGUCAGGGGAUUGCCUUGAUGAGCUUCUCUCCCUCUCCCAUGUGGGGUCCAGGUUUUAGGGACUGAGCUCCUAUCACCAGACUUGUGUGGCAAGUGCCUUAACCCAUGGAGUCCAGUUUCAACUUUUAAAGACACUCCCAUGGUUGAUAUCUUGCUGAAAGAGGACAGAAAGAAAACUAGACACUACCCUCUGCUCUUUACAUUGUAUAGAGAUAGUGUAUGACUUGCAUAGUUCUUGGUCCUGGUCAUUCAGUGGUCAAGAACAAUUCCUAUUUAGGGCAAUAGGAAUUUAGUAUAGAAUUGCUAAACAGCUGAUGAUUCUAACACAAGGGACAAGGGCCUAGAAAUGAGAGUGGACAGAGGAUUAUCUUGACCAUGGCUGACACUAAACUUGAACUCUGCCUGUCUGCAUUGUAACAAGAUGGAUAAUCUUAUUGCAGGCUAACCACAAACCAUGUGCUCAGACAGGAAAGGAAGGUCAUUAAGAUGUAUUUAGAUAUCUUCCAAAACAGUCAUGUUUAGAUAGCCAUGGUGAGCAGAAAAAAGUGGACAUGACUGUAACCCGUACGAUAUAUAAUGCAGACAGCAUCCUGAAUACAAUAGGUAGCUGUGAAAAUAGACUGAGCAGCAUAGAAGCAGGUCUAUACUUGAAUUUUAAAUUACUCUGGCUGUUCUGUGAGGAGAAAAUAAAAUAGGAAAAGACUGGGUACUUAAGGGUGUUUGUAAGAGACUUUUGGGGUAGCAGAAACACUAAAAACUGUAAGAUGGGGAGGGGUGGGGAGUGGUAGUAGAAUGUCUUCCUAGAAUGCAUGAAGCCAUGGAUUUUAUCCCCAGCACUGAAGAACUACUUGCAGUAGCAUACAUCUAUAACCCCAGCACUGCAGAGGAGAGCAGAAGUUCAAGGCCAUUCAUUCCCCUAGGGUUGCGAUAUUCAGAACUUUGUUGAAAGGAAGAAAGGAAGGAAG
Messenger RNA from Arvicanthis niloticus (Nile rat), 6146 nucleotides. RefSeq names its product POM121 transmembrane nucleoporin like 2 (gene Pom121l2). Gene Ontology annotation, molecular function: structural constituent of nuclear pore. Gene Ontology annotation, biological process: RNA export from nucleus; protein import into nucleus. The record is from RefSeq and is a predicted model, not a curated record. NCBI's taxonomy places the organism in Eukaryota, Metazoa, Chordata, Mammalia, Rodentia, Muridae. Gene Ontology annotation, cellular component: nuclear pore.